AUGCAUGCAGCAUCUUCCCUCCCCACUUACUUUCUCUCUCAACUCUCCUCCUCCUCUCUCCCUCCUCCUCCCUCCCUUUGUCACACACACAUAUCAUCUCUUAUCUUCCCGUCUGUGUCGUCUGUGUCUCAACAUCUGUCUCUCUCACACAGACACUUACAGCCUCUUCUCCCCCCUCCGUCUCCCUCUCUCUUCUUUCUCUCACUCAGACACGCAGAAACGCUCGCGCAACCCCAGCUUCAACACAUACCUCACACUUAUGCCGACUGGCACCCAAGGACAGAGCACCCUCUCUCUCUCUCUCCCCCUCUCCCUCCCUCCCUCUAUCUCUCUCCCUCUCUCCCUCUUUCUCUCCCUUUCUCUGUCUCAGUCCUGCUGUCUGGGUCUGUGAGAGUGUGUGUGUUUCUGGGCUUCCCCGACUCCGAGCCGAGCAGCUCACACACUCCUGAGCAUUUAAGGACGAGGACCAGGAGGAAGAGGAGGGUCAUGGAGCACAGCCACAUCUUCCCCCUCCUUUCCCCCCCCAACAGCAGUGCCUGGAGCCCGGGGCAGCAGCUGGCCGACACUCCCCAGGGUUGCCCCCUCGGACCACUGCCCGUCAUCUACUACAGCGCCCUGCUCUGCCUCGGCCUGCCCGCCAACAUACUCACUGUCAUCAUCCUCUCCCAGCUGGUGUUACGGCGUCAGAAGUCCUCCUAUAACUACCUUCUGGCGCUCGCCGCCGCUGACAUCCUGGUCCUCCUGCUCAUCGUCUUCGUCGACUUCAUAUUGGAGGACUUCAUUUUGGGUGCGCCCCUUCCCCCCUCCCUCAACAAGGCAGUCCAGGUCCUGGAGUUCUCCUCCAUCCACACCUCCAUCUGGAUCACGGUCCCCUUGACCGUUGACCGUUAUAUUGCAGUCUGUCACCCGUUGAAGUAUCAUAGCGUUUCCUACCCGGCCCGCACACGGCGGGUCAUCAUGGGCGUCUAUAUGGGGUGUUUGGUGUCUGCGGCACCUUACUACUGGUGGCCUGAGCUGUGGCAUGGUUUACCUGGAGGUGGUACAGGAAGUGGAGGAAGGGGGAGUAGUAGUAGUGCUGCACAGCAUGUGCUAGUCUGGGUGCACUGUGCAACUGUCUAUCUCCUCCCCUGCUCCGUCUUCUUCUCCCUCAAUGCAAUGAUCGUCAGGAAGCUCCAGCGCCGUCGCAGCUGCUUCCGCCUGCGCGGCUACUCCACGGGCAAGACCACCGCCAUCCUACUCGCCAUCACUUCCGUGUUUGCCGUCCUCUGGGCACCACGCACCGUCAUGAUCCUUUACCACCUGUACACGGCGCCGCCGGCGUCCCCGGGUCCCGCCCGCCUUCUGCACCUCCUAACCGAUGUGGCGAACAUGCUAGCUCUCCUAAACACCGGGGUCAACUUCUUUCUCUACUGUUUCAUCAGCAAGCGUUUCCGGACCAUGGCGGCCACGGUUCUCCGGACGUUGUUCCGAUGCCGUAAGCAGCCGCCGCCGUUCUACGCUGGACACAACUUCUCUAUCACCAGUAGCCCCUGGAUCUCCCCUGCUAACUCCCACUGCAUCAAGAUGCUGGUAUACCAGUACGAUAAGAACGGCAAGCCCAUCUGCAUCUCCUCGUGA
Oncorhynchus nerka (sockeye salmon) is the source of this 1617-nucleotide messenger RNA. RefSeq names its product probable G-protein coupled receptor 139. NCBI's taxonomy places the organism in Eukaryota, Metazoa, Chordata, Actinopteri, Salmoniformes, Salmonidae. Gene Ontology annotation, biological process: phospholipase C-activating G protein-coupled receptor signaling pathway. Gene Ontology annotation, molecular function: neuropeptide receptor activity. The record is from RefSeq and is a predicted model, not a curated record. Gene Ontology annotation, cellular component: plasma membrane.